Molecule: messenger RNA, 1797 nt
Organism: Lachancea lanzarotensis
Lineage: Eukaryota; Fungi; Ascomycota; Saccharomycetes; Saccharomycetales; Saccharomycetaceae
Product: LALA0S11e01288g1_1
Exons: 1
Coding region: 1-1797 (598 amino acids)
Biological process (GO): amino acid transmembrane transport
Cellular component (GO): membrane
Molecular function (GO): amino acid transmembrane transporter activity
Source: RefSeq, a predicted model, not a curated record
AUGAGUUACGAGCUGAAAAAUACCAAACAGUCGGAAACGACGCCGCUGGAGUCCUUCAACAGUGUAGAGGAGAUCAAAGAAAACUCGGAGGAGCUACCUUCGAGAGAAGGUGUCUUUCAUCGGGUUGUAGACUCGUUCAAAAGACCUGUCGCCCACGAACCCGGCACUCCAGGCAAUAGCGAUGCACAAGACGAGUACGAAAGGGCCCACCAGGUCAACGAAAGCGAAAAACACAAGGCUUUGAAGCAAAACAUCCGUCCCAGACAUGUCAUGAUGAUGUCGCUUGCCACGGGUAUCGGCACAGGUUUGCUGGUUGGUAACGGUAAGUCGUUGCACAACGGUGGGCCUGCUUCGCUGGUUAUUGGGUAUGCGAUUGUGUCUACCAUGCUGUACUGUUCUAUCCAAAGUGCGUCCGAGCUGGCUAUCGGCUAUUCGUCGUUGUCGGGCGGCUUCAAUGCUUAUCCAGCGCGACUGGUAGAUCCGGCGUUUGGAUUUGCCGUCGCUUGGGUCUACUGCUUGCAAUGGCUCACUGUGCUUCCUCUAGAGCUGGUCACUGCGUCGAUGACCAUCAAAUACUGGAACGACAAAAUCAACCCCGACGCCUUUGUCGUGAUUUUCUACGUUGUGCUCGUGUCCAUCAAUUUCAUCGGUUCUGCCGGAUAUGCUGAGGCAGAGUUCUUUUUCAACACUUGCAAGGUGCUGAUGAUCGCUGGAUUCUUCAUCCUCGGUAUCAUAAUCAAUUGUGGCGGUGCAGGAAACUCUGGGUACAUCGGGGCGCGCUACUGGCACAAUCCUGGCGCUUUCAGAGGCAACAACGACAUCAAUAGGUUCAAGGGCUUAAUGUCGGUUCUAGUCAAUGCUGCAUUUGCAUACGGUGGUGCAGAGUUUGCCGUGUUGACCGCUGCAGAACACUCCAACCCGCAGAAAUCCAUCAGAAGCGCAUCCAAAAAACUGGUGUACCGUAUUGUGGGCAUCUACUUGAUGACUGCUGCCUUGCUGGGAUUUUUGGUGCCCUGGAACUCCGAAGAGCUGCUAGGGUCUUCGGGCAGCGCUACACACGCCUCUCCGUUCGUGAUUGCUGUUGCCUCGCAUGGUGUGAAAGUGGUCCCCCACUUUAUCAACGCCGUUAUUUUGUUGUCGGUACUUUCUGUCGCCAACUCUGCUCUACAUUCCUCUUCUAGAAUCAUGCUGUCGUUGUCUGAGCAGAACUUUGCUCCCAAGUUCCUGAAUUACGUUGACAGAAGAGGUAGACCGGUUAUAUGUCUCAUAGUCAGUUGCAUUUUCGGAGGAUUGUCGUUUGUAGCGGCAUCUCCCAAACAAGAGACUGUCUUUACCUGGUUGCUGGCCAUUUCAGGGCUCAGUGAGCUGUUCACAUGGUUUUCCAUCUGUUUGUCUCAUGUCCGGUUCAGAGCUGCGCUCAAGGCCCAGGGCAGAUCCCUGGAUGAGGUGGGAUACGUGCCAUGGACCGGAAUAUGGGGUGCAUACUACUCGAUGAUUUUGAUCGUGACGAUUUUGAUUGCACAGUUCUGGGUUGCCAUAUCGCCUGUGGGCUCCAACAAGCUUGACGCCAAUAAUUUUUUCGAAAACUACCUGGCGAUGCCUAUUUUGAUUGCACUGUACUUGGGCUACAAGCUGUGGAAGCGCGAAUGGCGGUUGUGGAUUCCCGCGAGUGAAAUAGACUUGGUGAAGGACAGGAAAAUCUUUGACGCUGAGGUUAUGAGACACGAGGAAGCUGAAGAAAAGGACAGAAUUCGUCAUUCGUCGUGGAGUGUGCGUAUGUCGUAUUUCUGGUGCUGA